GAGGCUGAGAGAAGCGAAGGAAGUGGGGUGGCCGGGAAGACACACACACACACACACACACACACACACACACACACACACACGCCAGAGGGAGAGUGACGGAGGAGCACGAGAGAAGGAGAGACAGGCAGUGACCCCACAGAAAGAGAGAGAGAGGCAAAAAGAGACAAAAGAAAUAGGUCCAGAGGAAGACAGAGGCGAGCCAGGAGGCAGGUGAUGGGCAGCGUGGGAGCCUCAGGCGGAGCGUCUGGGUUGGCACUCACUGCCCUGCAAACGCUGAACCGUGCUGCCCUGCUGCUCACAGUGCUGCUGAAGGCAGGCCUGGCUCAGUCGCAGAUGAAGGCCUUGGUUCCCCGAGGCUUCUGGGCGCUGCCUGAAAACGUGACCGUGGUGGAGGGGGCCCCAGCUGUGCUGCGGUGUGGGGUCAGUGCUCCAGGCAGUACGGUGCAGUGGGCCAAGGAUGGACUUCUCCUGGGCCCCGAUCCUAGGAUCCCCGGCUUCCCGCGCUACCACCUGGAGGGGGACCCUGCUAGAGGAGAAUUCCACCUGUACAUUGCAGCGUGUGACCUCAGUGAUGAUGCGGAGUAUGAGUGUCAGGUGGGCCGCUCCGAGACAGGCCCCGAGCUGGUGGCUCCCACAGUGAUCCUCUCCGUCUUGGUGCCCCCCAAGGUGCUUCAGAUGAGCCCCGAGGCGGGGAGCUCCGUUACCUGGGUCGCUGGGCAGGAGUAUGAGGUCAGCUGUGUGACGGGAGACGCAAAGCCAGCACCUGACAUCACUUUCCUGCAGAGUGGACAAACAAUUUCCGAUAUCUCCACUGAUGUGAAUGCAGGGUCCCAGGAGAAACUCUUCACCACAGAGGCCACAGUCAGGGUGGUACCCCAGAGCUCGGACAACGGGCAGUUACUGGUCUGCCAGGGGUCCAGUCCAGCUUUGGACACCCCCCUCAAAGUCUCAAUCACCAUGAAUGUUCUGUUCCCCCCAGGGCCCCCCAUUAUUGAGUGGCCAGGCCUGGACGAGGGUCAUGUGCGAGCUGGGCAGAGCUUGGAGCUACCAUGCGUAGUGCAAGGGGGCAACCCACCAGCCACACUGCAGUGGUUAAAGAAUGGCCAGCUGAUGCCCACACCGUGGGGCACAGAGCAUACACAGGCAGUGGCCCGAAGUGUGCUGGUGAUGACGGUGCGGCCAGAGGACCACGGGGCGUGGCUCAGCUGUGAGGCCUACAACAGUGUGUCCACGGGGACCCAGGAACGUAGGGUCAAGUUGCAGGUCACUUUCCCCCCGAGUGCCGUCGUCAUCCUCGGAUCUGUAUCCCAGGCUGAGAACAAGAACAUCACCCUCUGCUGCAUCAGCAAGUCCAGUCGCCCCCGCGUCCUGCUGAGAUGGUGGCUGGGCUGGCGGCAGCUGACACCCACAGAGGAAACUGUGAUGGAGGGCUUGCAUGGUGGCCACAUCUCCAUGUCCAACCUGACAUUUCUGGCGCGGAGGGAGGACAACGGUCUGAGCCUCACGUGUGAGGCUUUCAGCGAGGCCUUUACAAGGGAGACCUUCAAGAAGUCGCUGACCCUGAGUGUGAAGUAUCCGGCUCAGAAGCUGUGGAUUGAGGGGCCUUUGGAAGGGCAGCGUCUCCGAGCUGGGACUCGAGUGAGGCUGGUGUGUCUGGCCGUUGGGGGCAACCCAGAACCCUCUCUCACCUGGCUGAAGGACUCGCGCACGGUGACCGAACCGCGGCCGCCGCAGGAGCCGCGGCGGGUACAGCUGGGAAGCGUGGAGAAGUCGGGGAACACUUUCUCCCGCGAGCUGGUGCUCAUCGCCGGUCCGUCGGACAAUCGGGCCAAGUUCACGUGCAAGGCGGGCCAGCUCAGCUCGUCCACGCAGCUCGUGGUGCAGUUCCCCCCAACGAACCUGACCAUUCUGGCCAACUCCUCGGCGCUGCGCCCCGGGGACGUGGUCAACCUGACGUGCGUCAGCGUCAGCAGCAACCCGGCCGUCAACCUGUCCUGGGACAAGGAGGGGGAGAGCCUGGAUGGCGUGCCCGCGCGGCCCCGGAGUGCCCCCUACAAAGGCUUUGCAGCGGCCCGGAGCGUCCUCCUGCAAGUGUCAUCCCGAGACCACAGUCACCGCCUGACGUGCCGCGCGCACAGCGCCGAGCUCCGCGAAACCGUGAGCGCCGUCUACCACCUCAACGUGCUGUACCGUCCAGAGUCUCUGGGGGAGCAGGUCCUUGUGGUGACCGCGGUGGAGCAGGGCGAGGCCCUGCUGCCGGUGUCUAUGUCCGCCAAUCCCGCCCCCGAGGCCUUCAACUGGACUUUCUGCGGCUAUCGUCUCAGCCCAGCGGGUGGCCCCCGGCAUCGCAUCCUGUCCGGCGGGGCUCUGCAGCUGUGGAAUGUGACACGCGCGGAUGAUGGCCUCUAUCAACUGCACUGCCAGAACUCGGAGGGCACUGCUGAGGUGUUUGUGCGACUGGACGUGCACUAUGCUCCCAUCAUACGCACCCUCCGGGAUCCCACCGAGGUGGAUGUUGGGGGUUCUGUGGAAAUUGUCUGCUCCGUUGAUGCCAACCCCAUCCUCCCAGGGAUGUUCAGUUGGGAGAAGCUGGGGGAAGAAGAAGAAGACCAGAGCUUGGACGACAACAUGGAGGAUACGUCAAAGGGAUCUAUAGGAUAUCUGAAGAUUCAUUCUGCCAACCUGGCCCAGGCUGGCGCAUACCAGUGUAUCGUGGACAAUGGGGUGGCCCCUCCAGCCCGAGGGCUGGUUCGUCUCGUCGUCAGAUUCGCCCCCCAGGUGGAGCACCCCACUACUGUAAGUAAGGUCGCCGCAGCUGGAGACAGCACAAGUUCCGCCACCCUCCACUGCCGAGCUCGAGGGGUCCCCAACAUCAUCUUCACAUGGACUAAAAAUGGGGUCCCUCUGGACCUUCAGGAUCCCAGGUACACGGAGCACACAUACCACCAGGGUGGGGUCCACAGCAGCCUCCUGACCAUCGCCAACGUGUCUGCAGCCCAGGAUUACGCCCUCUUCACAUGCACAGCCACCAACCCCCUCGGCUCGGACCACAUCAACAUUCAACUCGUCAGCAUCAGCCGCCCUGAUCCCCCAUCAGGAGUAAAGGUCGUGAGCAUGACCCCGCACUCUGUAGGGCUGGAGUGGAAGCCUGGCUUUGAUGGAGGCUUGCCACAGAGGUUCCGCGUCAGAUAUGAGGACCUGGGCGCGCCAGGGUACUUCUACAUGGAUGUUCUCCCACCCCAGGCUACCACCUUCAUACUGACCGGGCUGCAGCCUUCUACACGUUACAAGAUCUGGCUCAUGGCUAGUAAUGCCUUAGGGGACAGCGGGCUGGCUGACAAGGGGACUCACGUCUCCACUCCAGGUCUGGAUCAGCCUUCUGGAGAACCAGGCCACCAGCCUCCCACAGAGCAGCCUGCCAGACCCCCGGGACUGCCCAUGCUGCCCAUGCUGUUCGCUGUCGGGAGCCUCCUGCUGCUUUCCAAUGCCUCCUGUAUCGGGGGCUUCGUCUGGAAGUGGAGACAGAGGCAACUUGCUGAGCGCAUCUCCGAGAAGACGGAAGCGGGGUCAGAGGAGGACCGAGUCGGGAACGACUACGAGGACAGCCAGCUGAGUGGAGACCGGGACACUCAGAGCUCCUCGGUCAGCAAAGCAGAUGUGGAGCCCUAUUACCACUCCAUGAGGGACUGGAGUCCCCAGCUGCCCCCCAUGCUGGAGGAAGGGCCUUAUCCCCGAGGCUUCACAGGACCCGUGGAUGAAGGCAUGCCCUUUGCUGGGCCCCUCUAUGAUGAAGUGGGCAGACUGUAUGCCCCCUCUGGGACGUGGGGAGCCCUCUACGACGAAGUACAGAUGGGCUCCUAUGACCACCACUGGCCUGAGCGCAAGGAUGAGGAUCCAAGAGGAAUCUACGAUCAGGUGGCGGGAGACCUGGACCAUUCGGAACCUGAUUCUCUACCCUUUGAGCUGAGGGGGCAUCUGGUGUGAGAGCUCCCUCAACAUCCGUUUCCCACAUUCCCCAGGACAGAAAAAUCGACCCGUCUUCUUUAUUUCUCUUGGUUCUGUAAGGCAUGAGAGAGGGAAUUGGCUUAUUUUUAGGAGAUGACACGGAUCUAAGGGACAGAAAAAUGAUUUAAGCUGAUAAUGAAGUACAAGUCUCCUAGUUGGCUUUAGAAAUGGUCAAAUAUAUAUAUAUUUAGAAAUGGUCAAAUAUAUAUAUAUUU
Echinops telfairi (small Madagascar hedgehog) is the source of this 4223-nucleotide messenger RNA. RefSeq names its product NPHS1 adhesion molecule, nephrin (gene NPHS1). The record is from RefSeq and is a predicted model, not a curated record. Gene Ontology annotation, molecular function: cell adhesion molecule binding. Gene Ontology annotation, biological process: cell-cell adhesion. The transcript has 29 exons. Gene Ontology annotation, cellular component: cell-cell junction. Lineage: Eukaryota; Metazoa; Chordata; Mammalia; Afrosoricida; Tenrecidae. The coding region runs from base 217 to 3987 and encodes 1256 amino acids.